Molecule: messenger RNA, 495 nt
Organism: Pneumocystis carinii B80
Lineage: Eukaryota; Fungi; Ascomycota; Pneumocystomycetes; Pneumocystales; Pneumocystaceae
Exons: 3
Coding region: 46-450 (134 amino acids)
Biological process (GO): endoplasmic reticulum to Golgi vesicle-mediated transport
Cellular component (GO): TRAPP complex
Source: RefSeq, a predicted model, not a curated record
GAUAAAAGAAAAGACUUGUUUUAUUGUGGAUAUCUGAGAAGAAAUAUGAUAUUUUCUCUUUAUAUUAUUAAUAAAGCUGGUGGACUUAUUUAUCAAAAAGAUUUUAACGAGGGACUUUUGAGACUAGGCUCAAAUGAUUACUUAGUUCUUGCAGGAAUUUUCCAUGGAAUACAUGCUAUUACAGCUAAAAUAUCCCCAUUAGCGGGUUUAAGCGGACUCGAAGUAUUAGAGGCACAAACUUUUCAUUUACAGUGUUUUCAAACACUUACAGGAAUUAAGUUUUUAUUAAUUACAGAGCCUCAACAGCCUAACGUAGACGCACUGAUGAAGAAAAUAUAUGAGCUUUAUGCAGAUUAUGUUAUGAAAAACCCAUUCUAUAAAAUGGAAAUGCCAAUUAGGUGUGAACUUUUUGAUAUUAAUGUAACUGCUGCACUUAAACCAAUAUUAUAAAAGUUUAUUGUAUUUUUAUUAUUCUAUUUAAUAUAGAAUAGGUUA